CCGCCUGAGGAAGCCACAGAAGAAACUUUGACCACUUCAGCUGUUAGCUUAGCAGCGGAGACACAUAUCUCCGCUAUUGUUUACUACUAGUAAAUUAUUUAUUCGACCAGCCCUUUUAAAGAUGUGGUUUAUUUAUUUACUCAGCUGGUUGUCGCUGGUGAUACAGAUAUGUUUCGUUACUCUCGCUAUUGCUGCAGGCCUGUAUUACCUGGCGGAGUUAAUAGAGGAGUACACAGUGGCCACCAGUCGCAUUAUAAAAUAUAUGAUUAUGUUCUCCACAGUGGUUCUGGUCGGGCUCUACGUGUUCGAGGGCUUCCCGACGCUCAUGAUGGGAGUGGGUCUCUUCACAAACCUGGUUUACUUUGGUCUUCUGCAGACGUUUCCAUACAUCAUGCUGACCUCGCCGAACUUUAUCCUGUCAUGUGCACUGGUUGUGUUAAACCACUAUAUGGCCUUCCAGUAUUUUGCGGAGGAGUACUAUCCUUUCUCUGAGGUUCUGGCGUACUUCACGAUAUGCCUGUGGGUGAUUCCUUUCUCGUUCUUCGUGUCUCUUUCUGCCGGGGAGAAUGUGCUUCCAUCCACUGUGCAGCAGGGAGAUGAUGUGGUGUCGAACUACUUCACUAAAGGCAAGCGGGGCAAGCGCUCGGGAAUCCUGCUCAUCUUCUCCUUCUUGAAGGAGGCCGUGUUGCCGAGCCGGCAGAAGAUGUACUGAUGAAGCGGUAGACGUUGGGAGGGUAUGAUCAGGCCACCGGCCCCUUUCAUUGGACAGCGUCUUUUUUUGUGGGAGGGAUUGGUUUGCAAUGAUGAUCAUGAGAUUGAAUCUGUAGGACCACAUCGGAACAAACGCGCACAAACUCUGAAUGAACUUAUUCCUGUUGAGAGUCGCCAGCUAAUUUUUUCUUAAAGCCAUGAAAGGACUUCAGAAGUCUUUAAUUUUUAAAGGCUUAAUCUUUCGACUCGUCUGUGUGUGGAUGAUUGUGGAAGGGCCGUCGCUAGAGGCUCCUGCUGAUUUUCUUCUAAUCGCAUCAAAAGCCAAUGUUUGUGUUCGCUCAUGAAUGAACUGAUGUGUCUGGAUUCUGUGUUCACAUUUUAAAGGAAUGUUUUACCCCGAAUCCAAUGUUCAUUCUUCCGUUCGCUCACCGUCGGUACAUAGUCACGCCUCACACUACAAGUAUGUGCUUGGAAGUCGGAGUCAUUUUUUAAUUACUUACCUAAGAAGGAUGGUCCUUUCUGCUCCAUUUUAUAUCAUCUGGUGGUUUGAGGAUUAAAGAAAAGCUAGUUUUUGGGUAAAAUAUUGCUUUAAAUAAACUGUAAUCAUGAGAGCCAUAGUGUUGGCCAUGCUUAAUUUGUGUGCUGUACAAAAAUCAAAUAAAAUUCAGUUGUAUGAGUUUUUAAAAGGUAACCGUUGUCAUGUACAAAUGAGGAUCUGAAAUUGCGUUAAGAUUUUUAGGAUUAAAGGCGAGCGUUGUUUUUUCAGUCGAAUAAAAAAUAAAUAUAUUGUUAAAAAUAAA
This is a messenger RNA of Pimephales promelas (fathead minnow), 1511 nucleotides long. It is a transcript of the gene tex261, whose product is annotated as testis expressed 261. The record is from RefSeq and is a predicted model, not a curated record. NCBI's taxonomy places the organism in Eukaryota, Metazoa, Chordata, Actinopteri, Cypriniformes, Leuciscidae. Gene Ontology annotation, cellular component: Golgi membrane; COPII-coated ER to Golgi transport vesicle; endoplasmic reticulum membrane. Gene Ontology annotation, biological process: endoplasmic reticulum to Golgi vesicle-mediated transport. Gene Ontology annotation, molecular function: COPII receptor activity.